This is a messenger RNA of Metarhizium album ARSEF 1941, 1095 nucleotides long. RefSeq names its product SWIRM domain-containing protein. The transcript has a single exon. Gene Ontology annotation, molecular function: transcription coactivator activity; chromatin binding; protein binding. Gene Ontology annotation, biological process: regulation of transcription by RNA polymerase II; chromatin remodeling. Gene Ontology annotation, cellular component: nucleus; SAGA-type complex. Lineage: Eukaryota; Fungi; Ascomycota; Sordariomycetes; Hypocreales; Clavicipitaceae. The record is from RefSeq and is a predicted model, not a curated record. The coding region runs from base 1 to 1095 and encodes 364 amino acids.
AUGGCUCCGCCUCCACCGCCAAUGGACUGCAAGAAAUUCGACAUUAUCAGCCUAAUGUCACCGCCAGACGCCGUGCUCGACAGUUUUCAUCAUGGCAGUUCCGCGUUGAACAAGUCGGGCGGUGCCAAUGGCAAACAAUCAUCAUCGCAGCAGCCGCUGCCCAUGUCGCCGCCAAUAUCGCCUUACAGCAAGCCCAUCUCGACGACGAGUGCGGCGCCGGCAACUCCACACAGCCAGGCCAUCAAGGACCCUGUCUUGUACCCUGUCGACGAGCACUCACCGACCAGUCCUCCGCAGCCGCCUCUGUUUGCUCCCGCCGAGCUUGAACACCAACGCAUUGUCGACGAGCACGUUCGCGCCAGGUCGCAGAGCAUUUUCAGCGGCGUCGCGCCACCCAAGAGAGAGGAUUACGAGCUGGUCCUCACCUUUCGAUCCCAGGUCAUGAAGCACUUCACCACGAACCGCAGAGGAUGGCUCCGGAAAGAACGGGCCCUUCUCGAGGCUGACAGACGGGCAGGCGCCCAGAGAUAUUAUACGAUUAUGCCAGCCAAGCCCAUUGCUGCCAAACCUCCCCGAUCCCAGCGGACUGAUCGGGUCUCCAAGCCUCACGCUGCUCCGAGGCCGAUCCGCACCAACACCACAAUGGUUGGAACUACCCCAGCAAGACCUGCGGGCCGCACUAGCGCAACUCCUGAACCCUCUCGUCGCGUCGUGGCUCCCAAUCGUGAGGACAAGGACUUCCACUCACUGCCUGACUAUUGCCCUCCGUUGAACUCGCUUCCCAAUCGCUCCAAUUGUCUCAAGGUGGAUUGGAAGGGCCAGCCAAUUGAUCUCAGCAGCGAUGCACACGCCGCCCUGCUUCACCCCGACGAGCUUUUGCUGGCGGGAAACCUGCGCUUGGAUUGUGCCACGUAUCUCACAAGCAAGCGGCGCAUCUUUGAGCGUCGCCUCCAGUGCCUCCGCACGGGCAAAGAGUUCCGCAAGACGGACGCGCAGCAGGCUUGCAAGAUUGAUGUCAACAAGGCAUCAAAAUUGUGGACGGCUUUCGAGAAGGUGGGCUGGCUGGAUCAAAGCUGGGUCCGUCCAUUUGUCUAG